Messenger RNA from Malus domestica (apple), 876 nucleotides. RefSeq lists its product as uncharacterized. Gene Ontology annotation, molecular function: metal ion binding. Lineage: Eukaryota; Viridiplantae; Streptophyta; Magnoliopsida; Rosales; Rosaceae. Gene Ontology annotation, cellular component: chloroplast. The record is from RefSeq and is a predicted model, not a curated record.
UUCUCUCUCACAUUUCUUCGACUUAACGUCUCAGAGCAGUUGGCUGGAUAAUGCUGUGGUGAGAAAAAACACAGAGGAAUCAGAAACGAAGAUAAAACUCACCGCAAACAAAUGGCCACCGUUUCAGCCUCCACAUUCUCUCCUAUCCCAUCCUUCCGCACUCCAAACCAUUCCCAUUCCCUCGGGAUUCCGAUUCUCUCUCCAACCGUCUCGUUUCGGAACGUUUCCGCCUCUUUCCAGCGGUUGACGCACAAGGACCGCCGGUUCUGGAGACCCACAAUUCUGAAGGCCGUCGAAGAGGAAACCCCAAUUCCAGCUGAAGAAGAAGCAGCGGUCAGCAGCGAGCAGCCGGAGCAGCCCGUUUCGGUCCCCGUUUCGCCCUCCGAUACUCUCACCAUGGUUUUCCAGGCAGAUGGAACGAUGAGUGAUGCGGCUAUCCCAUCAGUAACCAAAGCCUUACAGGAAACUGAAGGCAUUACCAACUUAAAAGUUGAAGUCAUUGAGGGUAUUGCAACUGUUGAGUUGACGAAACAGACGACUGUACAAGCUACCGGGGUGGCUUCCAGUUUGGUGGAGACCAUACAGAGUAAAGGAUUUAAGCUACAAACAUUGAAUUUAAGCUUUGAUGAGGAAGAGGAAGUUGCUGCUGUCUGAAUUUUGUAAUGCUGCUCAUCUAGGAUUUGAGGAAUUUGAGGUAAAACGAAAAAAUGACAAGUAUAUCGUUGAAUCUAUUUCCUCGUAUCCAUGUUUUGUACUUCUGUAGUUAGUGAAGAAGGAUUGAGAUUGUAUUUUGGACAGGGUGGAUAAACACAAUCACUUUUCCAGACCUCGCAAAAAAGAAACAGGAACAAUAUUAUUGUUCUUGUGAGUUGUCUU